This is a messenger RNA of Closterium sp. Naga37s-1, 6162 nucleotides long. Lineage: Eukaryota; Viridiplantae; Streptophyta; Zygnematophyceae; Desmidiales; Closteriaceae. The record is from the annotation of a GenBank genome assembly.
AUGGACCUUCAGAAUAAAGUCGAAAAACUCUCUAAGGAGAUUACGAAGCGACCGUCUGCUGGCGACGCGGGAAAGUUGUCACCAGGCUCGAAGGGGGGAAACGCGCAGGCGACGACGGGAAACGCGGAAGAAUCGGCGGGUUUGACGGGGAAGGCUCUUUAUCUGAGUCGCCUCAGGAGCGGAGCGCUGUCCUCGUCCCGAGGUUCCGCCGCAACAGGCGCUCCUAGCGGGAAAGGCGCUUCUAGCGGGAAAGGCGCCUCCUUUAGCAUGGCAGGCGCUCGUAGCGGGACAGCCGCGCAUAGCUGGACGGCCGCUCAUAGCGGGACAGGUGCUAAUAACGGAACAGGCGCUCAUAGCGCGUCCAUGGGCGGAAGGGGGAUUGGCGGCGGGUCUGGCUGGCGUGCGCGGGGUAAGGCGGAGUCGGACGGCGCUUUGGCUGGGGAGGGGGAGGAGAGGCGGAAAGAUGGGGAGGAGGAGCGGCGGAAGGAGGAGGCGGAGGUGACGCAGCGAGUAGAGGAGGAGGAGGAGAAUGGACGGCUGAGAUCUUCCCUCGAGGAGCCAGAGAAAGGCAAGGCUCUUAAAGAAAUAUCUCGGGAGUCGCCGAAGGCAGAGGCCUGUAUGGAAGAAGCGAAUGGAGCUUCAAAAGAAGAAUCGGUGAAGGAAGAAAUGAAAGCAGAAUCGAAGGGAGAUUGCAAGGAAGUAUUGAAUACUCAGACGAUUACAGGCGUUUCUCAGGAUGAGAAGGACAACUAUGAGGAGUACAAAGGGUCAUCUCUUAAGGGGGAUGAGGAGUUUCGGACAGGCGUCGAGUCUGCUAAUGCUGUACAAUCUGUUAAUGGCGAGUCUUCUAACGGGGCUGAGUUCACUAACGGAGUUGAGUCUACUAACGGGACUGAGUUCGCUAACGGGGUUGAGUCUACUAACGGGGCAGCUAACGGGGGUGAGAAUACUAACGGGGUUGAGUCUAUUAACGGGGAUGAGCCUGCUGACGGGGUGAAUUUAAGGAUGGAGUGUACAGAUGAAAUAGCAGCAGCGAAGCACGAUAGUCCUGAAAAAGGAGAGCAGCAGGGGGGGCAACAACGGGAGCAACAGCAGGAAGUGACGCAGAAAGGAGAGCUGAAAGAGAAACGGCAAGAGGAGCAGCAGCAAGCAGAGCUUACUGAAGAGAAGGAAAAGGCAAGAAAAUGGGAUACUGGAGAGGGGAGUUUGGCAUCGAGAGGGGCAAAGGAAGGAGGGGAGGUGGGAGAGUGUGGGGAAGGAGGUGGGGAGGCGGGGAAAGGGAACUUGUCAAGUACCAAGGAAGUGAGGGCGGAAGAUAAGGGGGCAGUUAAAGGGGGGCAAGGGGAAGAGCAUGAGGACGGGACAAGAGCUUGCAACGAGUCAAGAGCUUGUAGCGAAUCAGCAUUAUUUAUUGAGAUAGAUUGUAAGGAGGAUGGGGCGCAGAGUCGGGUAGAAGAAGGUGCGAAUAAGGGAAAGCAGCAAACGGAGCAGCUAGAACGAGUGGCGUCAUCACUAACUGGAGCAGUUCAUAACGAGGAUAAGUUACUGAUGGGCCAAUUGUCAAGCUCCUCGUUUGGGUCAUCCUUUGGAUCUGAACCUCCCAGCCCAUCCUCCUUCAUUUCCAAGCCUCUCUUUAAGAAACUGCCUCCUGCUAUAGCGAGUACAGAAGGGCGGGCCCAGCGAUUGAAUGUACACACCGCUGAGGAAAGUGAGCCUUCUCCUAAGGGGACUCCGAGGCAGCUUGUAAGGGGUACAGGAGCAGCAGAGGAAGGGGGGGUGAGAGGGGAGGAGGCUCGAGGGCUAAUCCGGGGUGGGUGGUUGGAGCUAGGGAGAAGGCGAGAGGAGGCGGAGAGAGGACUGAGAGAAGCCUUGAGGGCGAGAGAAGAGGCAGAGAGAGGGAAGCAGGGAGCAGAGAGGAAACGGAAGGAAGCAGAAGAGAGAAUGGUUAGGGCUUUACUGGAACGGGAUGAAGCAGAGAGAAGGAGAGAGGAAGCUGAAGGGAGGUUGGGGGAAGUGGAAGGGUUGUGGAGGGAGAGUGAGAAGGGGAGAGAGAUGGAGGGGAGGAGGAGGGAGGAGGUUGAAAGGGAGUUGGAGGAGGAGAGGAGGAGGAGGGAGGAGGCGGAGAAGGGGAGGGAGGAGGCAGAGAGGAGGAAGGGUGAGGGUGAGGAGGAGAGGGAGGAGGCUGUGAGGAGGGCGAGGGAUGUGGAGAAAGAGGGGGAGAGAGUGAGGGAGGAGGUGGAGAGAGAAAGGGGAGAAAUGGAAGGGAGGUUGGUAGCAGCAAGUAAAGCAGUGAGGGAAGCUGAGGCGAAGAGAGACGAAGCUGUAAAGGCAAUGGAGGAGGCUCAUAACGGGGAAAAAGCAGCCCUUGAGUUGAGAGACCAGGCGGUAUAUGAGAGGGAGGAGAUGGCGAGGGAAAGGGAUGAGGCCGAAAGGAGGAGGGUGGAGGAGGAAUCGAGGAGGAGGAUUGCAGAGGAGGAGUGUGAGGAGGCGAAGAGGAGGAGAGAGGUUGCUGAGAGUGCGAUAGAAGAGGCGGUAGGAGCAGCAGAGGGAGCAGAGAGAGGGAGGAAGGAAGCGGAGAGGUUGAGAGAGGUUGCAGUGAGAGAGAAGGUUGAAGCUGAGAGGGUAAUGGAAGGGGCUUUAAGGGAGAGGGAUAUGGCAUUACUGAAGGUGGAAGAAGCUGCUAAGAAGGUUCUGGAUGCUGAACGGAUGAGGAUUGAGGCUAAGCGAGUGUGGGAAGAUUCGGAUAAGAUUCGGGCAGAAGCGGAAACUGCGCAGGCUGAGGCUGAGAAAGCUCGGGCAGCUGCGGAGAAGUUUAAGGCGGAGUCGGAGCUGGUUCGGGCAGCUGCGGAAAUGGCUAGGGUGGAAGCUGAGGCGAUGAAACGUGAGGUGGAAGUAUUGCGGGCAGAAACGGCGGCGGCUCUGGCUGCCCGGGAAGAGGAACGGGCAAAGAAGAUUGGACUGGAGGGGAAAAUAGAAUCUUUAAUGCUGACCGUGGAAGCGCACCAACGGGCAGGGGGGGGUAGGUUAAGUGAAGGGGAGGAAGGGGAGAGAGUGAGGGAGGCAAGGAAGCGAAUGGAGGAAGCAGAGAACGUGGCACAUGACUUGAGAGUGUGGGGGAGGCAACUUCAAGCUGAGUUGCUUAAAGGGGAGGAGGAGAGAAGGGGCCUAGAAGAAAGGUGUAGGAAGGUUGAAGGGAGGGUAAGGGAUGUGCAGAGAGUGAGGGAGGAGGCGGAUAGGGGGAGGGAGAGGGCGGAGAGGGAAAGGGACGAGGUGAUUGGGAGGAUGAAGGAGGUGCAAGGAGAAGUGUUGAGGCUGAGAAGGGAGGUGAAACGGCUGAUGGGAGAGGAGGUGGGAGAGGAGAAAGAGGAGGAGGAGGGAAAGGGAGGUAAUGAUGAAUCGAGACUUGAAACUGCUUUGGUUGCAGACUCUCCUGUAUCGAAGGGAAACUCAAAGGGGACAGUAGGUGAGGGGCACACUGCAGGGGAGAGAAUGACAGACGGGUGCACUGAAAGGGUUAGAGAGGGUCGGAAGCAACCUAUAGGGUUGAGCUCGAUCGAAGUGAGUAGCAGCGAACGGGACAGGCCGAAGCAGAAGGAGCAGGAGCGGCAGCAGGGGCAGCAGGAGGAGAAGGAGCAGGGGCAGGGAACAAACAAGGAGAUGAGUGAAGGGGAGGAGGACGAGCAGGUGAAGGAGGUUCUGACAGUGUAUGAGGGCCACCAUGAACAGCGCGAGGGAGAGAAUCGAGAAACUGAAGCUGAGGGGCAGCUGUUGCAGCUGCGUGGGUUGAUGGCAGCAGGAGGAAGGGAGGGGGAGGAGAGGUAUGGAGAGGAGGCGGAGAGGGUUAUACAGGAACUGGAGAAUGCUCUUAGCGAGUCAGAGAGGAGGAGAGUGAGUGCUGAGCAUGAGAGGGAUGUUGCUGCAAGGGAGAGGGAUGUAGCAGAGAGGGAAAGGGACGUAGCAGAGAGGCGGCUGGUUGAGAGGGAGAGGGAGAGGGAAGAAAGAGAGGGGGAGAGGGAGGAAAGAGAGAGGGAGAGGGAAGAACAAGAGAGGGAGAGGGAGGAGACGCGGUUACAGGCGGAGAAGUGCAGAGAGGACGCUGAAAGGGAGACGGCAGAAGCAGAGAAGAGAAGGGACAAAGCAGAGAGGGCGUGGAGUGAGGCUGAGCAGAAGAGAGAGGAGGCUGAGGCAGCGAAAUGCGAGGCGGAGAAAGAGAGGGAGGAAGCGGAGAAGGCAAGGAGUGAGGCUGAGCAGAAGAGGGAGGAAGCGGAGAAGGCAAGGAGUGAGGCUGAGCAGAAGAGAGAGGAGGCUGUGGCAGCGAAAUGCGAGGCGGAGAAAGAGAGGGAGGAAGUGGAGAAGGCAAGGAGUGAGGCUGAGCAGAAGAGAGAGGAGGCUGAGGCAGCGAAAUGCGAGGCGGAGAAAGAGAGGGAGGCAGUGGAGAAGGCAAGGAGUGAGGCUGAGCAGAAGAGAGAGGAGGCUGAGGCAGCGAAAUGCGAGGCGGAGAAAGAAAGGGAGGAAGCGGAGAAGGCAAGGAGUGAGGCUGAGCAGAGGAGAGAGGAGGCUGAGGCAGCGAAAUGCGAGGCGGAGAAAGAGAGGGAGGAAGCGGAGAAGGCAAGGAGUGAGGCUGAUGCAGCUAAGUGCGAGGCGGAGAAAGAGAGGGAGGAAGCGGAGAAGGCAAGGAGUGAGGCUGAGCAGAAGAGGGAGGAAGCGGAGAAGGCAAGGAGUGAGGCUGAGCAGAAGAGAGAGGAGGCUGAGGCAGCGAAAUGCAAGGCGGAGAAAGAGAGGGAGGAAGCGGAGAAGGCAAAGAGUGAGGCUGAGCAGAAGAGAGAGGAGGUUGAGGCAGCGAAAUGCGAGGCGGAGAAAGAGAGGGAGGAAGCGGAGAAGGCAAGGAGUGAGGCUGAGCAGAAGAGAGAGGAGGCUGAGGCAGCGAAAUGCGAGGCGGAGAAAGAGAGGGAGGAAGCGGAGAAGGCAAGGAGUGAGGCUGAGCAGAAGAGAGAGGAGGCUGAGGCAGCGAAAUGCGAGGCAGAGAAAGAAAGGGAGGAAGCGGAGAAGGCAAGGAGUGAGGCUGAGCAGAAGAGAGAGGAGGCUGAGGCAGCGAAAUGCGAGGCGGAGAAAGAGAGUGAGGAAGCGGAGAAGGCAAGGAGUGAGGCUGAGCAGAAGAGACAGGAGGCUGAGGCAGCGAAAUGCGAGGCGGAGAAAGAGAGGGAGGAAGCGGAGAAGGCAAGGAGUGAGGCUGAGCAGAGAAGAGAGGAGGCUGAGGCAGCGAAAUGCGAGGCGGAGAAAGAGAGGGAGGAAGCGGAGAAGGCAAGGAGUGAGGCUGAGCAGAAGAGAGAGGAGGCUGAGGCAGCGAAAUGCGAGGCGGAGAAAGAGAGGGAGGAAGCGGAGAAGGCAAGGAGUGAGGCUGAGCAGAAGAGAGAGGAGGCUGUGGCAGCGAAAUGCGAGGCGGAGAAAGAGAGGGAGGAAGCGGAGAAGGCAAGGAGUGAGGCUGAUGCAGCGAAAUGCGAGGCGGAGAAAGAGAGGGAGGAAGCAGAGAAGGCAAGGAGUGAGGCUGAGCAGAAGAGAGAGGAGGCUGAGGCAGCGAAAUGCGAGGCGGAGAAAGAUAGGGAGGAAGCGGAGAAGGCAAGGAGUGAGGCUGAGCAGAAGAGAGAGGAGGCUGAGGCAGCGAAAUGCGAGGCGGAGAAAGAGAGGGAGGAAGCGGAGAAGGCAAGGAGUGAGGCUGAGCAGAAGAGAGAGGAGGCUGAGGCAGCGAAAUGCGCGGCGGAGAAAGAGAGGGAGGAAGCGGAGAAUGCAAGGAGUGAGGCUGAGCAGAAGAGAGAGGAGGCUGAGGCAGCAAAAUGCAAGGCGGAGAAAGAGAGGGAGGACGCGGAGAAGGCAAGGAGUGAGGCUGAGCAGAAGAGAGAGGAGGCUGAGGCAGCGAAAUUCGAGGCGGAGAAAGAGAGGGAGGAAGCGGAGAAGGCAAGGAGUGAGGCUGAGCAGAAGAGAGAGGAGGCUGAGGCAGCGAAAUGCGAGGCGGAGAAAGAGAGCGAGGAAGCGGAGAUGGCAAGGAGUGAGGCUGAGCAGAAGAGAGAGGAGGCUGAGGCAGCGAAAUGCGAGGCGGAGAAAGAGAGGGAGGAAGCGGAGAAGGCAAGGAGUGAGGCUGAGCAGAAGAGAGAGGAGGCUGAGGCA